Messenger RNA from Caenorhabditis briggsae, 945 nucleotides. The record is from RefSeq and is a predicted model, not a curated record. The transcript has 3 exons. Lineage: Eukaryota; Metazoa; Nematoda; Chromadorea; Rhabditida; Rhabditidae. Bases 1 to 945 code for a protein of 314 amino acids.
AUGAAAAUUCGCACCGUUGCUUUGCUUCUAGUACUGGCAGCGUCCGCGUCAACCAUCCGUAGCAGACGUCAACAAAACUGCAAAUGUGCCCAAUCGGCUUCUUGCUCCUGCAACAAUGUCAGUCAAUCCCAAACGUGCACCUGUCAAAAGACUCCAACGUCAUCUAGUAACUGUAACUGUGAUCAACAAAGUUCCCCAAUAAAAAUUCAAGUUACCACCAAACAGUGUGCCCCUGCUUGCCAACAUUCAUGCUCUCAACAAUGUGAACUUCAAGAAUAUCAGAAAAUUGCUAGCAACGCUAUUGCAAAUUGUAUAACUCAAUGCCAAGCUAAAUGUCAAGCACAGUGCGGAAACAACUAUCACCAAGCACCUGCUAGUACCACCAGAGCUCCAGUUAUUGUUCGUUUUGAUAUCACAUCUGGAUCUGGAUCAAGCAGUCAGUGCGCCCCUCAAUGCAAUCAACAGUGCCAGCAGCAAUGUAUAUCUCAAGACCAGCAAUCGAACCAAUGUGCCAAUGAGUGCAGCAAUCAAUGCUCGAAUGUCUGCUCCUCGUCAACGACGUCUUCUUACUCUCAAUGUGCUUCACAGUGUGCAGAUCAAUGCUCAGGAAUAAAUAACAGUCAACAGUGUCAACAGCAAUGUCAGAGUAACACGUGUAACCAGUACCAACCGAAGACUACCGCAACACCUCCAACCAUUCAGGUUGUUCUCAACUCGAAUGUUCUGAAUAGUGGAUCUCAAUGCGAACCUCGGUGUGAACAAACAUGUCAAAGCCAGUGUCAAGCUCAACAACAGAGCCAGCAGCAAUGUGCUCAAGCCUGUCAGACAAGUUGUGUAACUCAAUGUCAGCCAUCUACAGUCUCGUGCAUGCCUGCUAGCACGAAUAACAGUUGUCAGUGUCAACCAAACUAUUCCCAAUGUGGAAAUCAAUGUUGUAGAAGAUAA